This is a messenger RNA of Phaeoacremonium minimum UCRPA7, 573 nucleotides long. RefSeq names its product putative voltage-gated k+ channel beta subunit protein. The coding region runs from base 1 to 573 and encodes 190 amino acids. NCBI's taxonomy places the organism in Eukaryota, Fungi, Ascomycota, Sordariomycetes, Togniniales, Togniniaceae. The record is from RefSeq and is a predicted model, not a curated record. The transcript has a single exon.
AUGAUGUGCCAUUUUCAGCUGAACUGGGGUGGCGCAUAUGGCGAGGUCCUCAUCAACAACCACGGCCUGUCCCGUAAACACAUCAUCGAAGGCCUUCGUAACGCCUUGCAACGUCUCGACCUCGAGUAUGUCGACAUUGUCUACGCCCAUCGCCCAGACCGUUUGACUCCGAUGGAGGAGACCGUGCGCGCCUUCAACCACGUCAUCGAGAUCAAGGGCUGGGCCAUGUAUUGGGGCACAAGCGAGUGGUCUGCGGAUGAGAUUGCCGAAGCCUGCGGCAUUGCCAAGUCGCUAGGCUUGAUUCCUCCAGUAGUCGAGCAGCCUAUGUAUAACCUGCUCUCGAGAAAAAAAGUCGAGGGAGAGUUCCAGCGCUUGUAUGACCGGGUCGGACUCGGCUUGACUACAUUCAGUCCGUUGUAUUUUGGACUUCUAAGCGGCAAGUACAAUGAGAGCACUGACAAGCCCCCGGUUGGCUCGAGAUUUGCCAAUGAAGUAGGGAAAAUGAAGGGUGCGUAUUGGAACGAUACAUGGAAGGAGAAUAUUAGGAAAGUCGUGAAGCUGAAAGUGCGUUGA